Pseudomyrmex gracilis is the source of this 1529-nucleotide messenger RNA. RefSeq names its product phytanoyl-CoA dioxygenase, peroxisomal-like. The record is from RefSeq and is a predicted model, not a curated record. Bases 570 to 1505 code for a protein of 311 amino acids. NCBI's taxonomy places the organism in Eukaryota, Metazoa, Arthropoda, Insecta, Hymenoptera, Formicidae. Gene Ontology annotation, molecular function: phytanoyl-CoA dioxygenase activity. Gene Ontology annotation, biological process: fatty acid alpha-oxidation. The transcript has 6 exons.
UUUAUUUUCCGAGACGAGAUUUGUAAUUGCAAACAAGUUCCGGGAGUGUUUAAAUACAAUAUGGAGUGAUCUGUCGCGAACUGUUGUUGAUCGGCAUUCGCGAUCGCGAUUAACAGCCUAACACGUGAGUAUCGACUCGUCAACUUUCGCCUCACCGGAGUUGACUUAGAAAGGCGUGAAUUUACCCACAAGCGCGCGAAGUUGUCGCAAGACCGUUCAGAUUGUCGCAGGUCGUGGUUGUUAUAUGGCGCGCGUAACCGUACGUUGUACAGUGUCUUUCGUGCGUGUAUAAUUUUCGCGUCACUCACAUCUUAAACGAUGUCGGAUUAUCGGGAGUGCCGUGAUAAAGAUGUAGUUUUGAUUAAUUAUCGGGCGUGAGUGUAAUUAACAGUGAGUGUAACCUGUUGAUUGUGUUAUACGUGCAAACAAGUGGAUGGGUCAAUAAUGGAGUCGAUCGCGGAUAAAACAGGUUGUUAAAAUUGUUGAUGUCAUCUCUCCCGAAUUGAGCACCAGGCAAUGGCCAGUCACUGACCAAUUAUACGUAGUAUACAAUCCUAUGCCUUUAUUAGAUGUUCACUAGACAUCUAAUAAACGUUACGUUUACGUGGAAAAGAACACUGACUAGAGAAUUAAAUAACGCAAUGCCGAAUUAUCGCUAUACAAGAGACAACAUCCGUCUUACUACGGCUCAAAGGAACUUUUACGAAGACAAUGGAUAUUUGGUAUUUCCCAACCUCGUGCCGCAAGAUUUGCUCGAUAAAUUCCACAAAAGAUUUGACGAUAUUGUCGCGGGUCGAGCUCCGCGAAAUGGAUUAAUAGUUAUGCGCGAUGUGAAGGACAAGAAAUCGGUGAAUAAGAUACAGGAUCUGCAAUUCGACCCGGUAUUUCUUGAGUAUCUCAAGUACGAAAAGAUCCUCGACAUAGUCGAGUGCUUCACAGGACCGAAUAUUCUAGCGAUACACAAUAUGCUGAUCGCGAAACCACCCGACGUUGGAUAUGGCACUUCGAGACAUCCUCCGCAUCAAGAUCUGUAUUACUUCCCGUUUCGUCCCGCCAACAAGAUAGUGGCUUCUUGGACAGCCAUGGAACUCUGCGACACGGAAAACGGAUGUCUCUAUGUGGCACCUGGAUCGCACAAAUACGAGCACUUGUUUAAACAUGGUUAUCCUACAGAUGGAGUGGUGAACAAAUUUUACCACGGCAUACAAAACUUGCCGCAAGUUCACUGGGUGAACCUAGAGAUGCAACCUGGCGACACGGUGUUCUUCCAUCCGUUGCUCAUACACGGAUCCGGCGUCAACAAGUCUAACAGAACUAGACGAGCAAUUUCCUGCCACUACGCGACAGCGGACGCAACCAUGAUCGAGACCGAUGAGGUCAUGGACACCAUUAAGAAUGAAAUUCUGGAGUAUGCAAAGAAAAAAUAUCCCAAUGUGGAUAUGAAAUAUACGGAUAUAUGGCGCUUCAAAAGCUUGCUUGUGCGCGGUCUUAGAUCUUCUUUCUGAGCAUUAUCAAUCUAUCUAACUACA